Molecule: messenger RNA, 633 nt
Organism: Bactrocera oleae (olive fruit fly)
Lineage: Eukaryota; Metazoa; Arthropoda; Insecta; Diptera; Tephritidae
Source: RefSeq, a predicted model, not a curated record
UGACAUUCGUGUAUUCAGUGACAUUCUUUUUGGUCGAGGUGUUACGCGAUUUCGAGUGGUCGAAAAAAAUCAAAUUUUAUAUUAAAUUUACCAUAGUAUAUGAUUUGAUAAAGGAAAAAAAUGUUGCGUACACUUUCUAGAUGCAGCGAAUUGCCAGUCGUGGCGAAACAAUUGCAAAAAAGUGCCGCCCAAUCUGGUGUACAAAAAUCGAACAAAUAUGCAACAGAGGCGACCAUACAAGUGAAUCGCCCAUUUAAAUUGCAUAGACUUGAUAAAGGCCCCGAAUCAACCGUCACACUGACCAAAGAGGAUGCAACAUCGAAACUGCCGCUGGUAAUUUGUACAAGGAAAAAAUCAUUCGCGGUUUCUGUCACUUGUACUCUGGACAGGAGGCCUGCGCCGUUGGUAUGAAAGCCGCCAUGCGUGAACAGGAUAACAUAAUCUCUGCUUACCGUGUGCACGGUUGGACCUAUUUAAUGGGCGUCUCACCUGUGGGUGUGCUCGCUGAGCUGACUGGUCGCCAGAGUGGUUGUGCCUUGGGUAAAGGUGGCUCUAUGCACAUGUAUGCGCCCAACUUCUAUGGCGGCAAUGGUAUUGUAGGCGCACAGGUGCGUCAGAUACAUGCAUAAUUCA